AUCGAUAUAUCGGCUUACAUUUUUUUUUCUGACAUCCGCAGCUUCCUCGUAAUCGUUUUUUUGUAAUUAUUGAGAUAAAGUCGGAAUUUGAAAGCGAAUAGUCUAGUGCAGACGCUGCCCAAGUGCUCCUUAAAAGACAAUCUUGAAUAAUAUCAACAUGGUUGACCUCACAGACGCCGGUUCGCCAUUCCAGCAAUCCAUUCCCGACUUUGCCUUUUAUGUGCCGGCUGUUGUUGUAUUUACUUUGGCAGACGCGAACCGCUAAAGGCGAGAAGCCCAAAAAACACAGGCCGUUAAAAGUAAAACCGAAAGCAAAGAGAUUAGAAAAUGGCUGAGGAUCCGCUGAACCAGCAGGCAUUUGCCGAGGACGUGGCAGCUGCCGCUGCUGCCGGAGGACCCAAUGGCUUUGCCGGAGCCGUCGAGCCGGGACAUCCCGACUUCAAGAUGCCCAGUGCCGAGGAGAUCUGGAAGCUGGUCGAGGGCAUGGAGGGCAUUUCGGACGAUGAGCGGGCCGAGCUGAGGGACAGCAUCUUCAACCCGAAGCCACCGUCGCCGGAGGACUUUAUGCGCCAGUACGGACAGCCGGGCCACAGUUCCCGCGAGUACCUGGUGUUCUUCGUGAUGCUGGCCUUAAUACUGAUUGUCUUUGCUCUGUUCGGCUACAAACUGUACAAAUCGCUGACGGAGAAGGAACUCAAGAAGCAGGAGAAGCUGAAGAGCAAGCAGCAGAAGAAGGCCAAGAAGUUUAACUGAGGAUGAGACGAGGAAAUAUCCUUUAUAGUAGGAGUUGUAACUUCCGGCCCUGAAACCUACCUUCCAUCUUGUUAAUCAAUACAAUACAAUCGCCCUGUAAAAACGACUAAAUUAUGAACCAGUACACGUAAUAAACUCUUUUAAAUGCCA
Molecule: messenger RNA, 903 nt
Organism: Drosophila elegans
Lineage: Eukaryota; Metazoa; Arthropoda; Insecta; Diptera; Drosophilidae
Exons: 3
Coding region: 328-753 (141 amino acids)
Source: RefSeq, a predicted model, not a curated record